UUUACAUUUCAAAGAAAAUUUUUGCAAUGGCUGUUGUUCAAGGAACUUCGUGCAAGCUUUGCCUCAAAACUGCAACCGUUAAAGGUUUUGAGGUAAUAGACGACGUUACUAGAGAUAUUUUAGAUGUUCUUUUGCUGAAAUUGAAAUUUGACAGCGAAGGCAAAGAGGUUGUAUGUAACGUCUGCAGGAGAGAGUUAAAUGCAGCAUUCGAAUUUAAGUCAACUUGUCUGAUGACCGAUUACACAAUUAUUCCAUAUGUGGAUUGUGAAAAAAUGUUACAGCUCGAUAUAAGAGAUGUGUAUACGAAGGAAAAGACAAGCGAGUCAAUGGACAUUUCAGACAGUCAGAAAAUAUGUCGAUUGUGUAUGGAGCCAGUAGAAAGUGAAUUUAGGUGCAUUUGUGAAGAGGAACUUGAAGCUAUCGAGAAAUUGGCUCCUGAAUUGAAUAUAAAUAUCAUCAAAGAUCCCGUUGUGUGUAAGGAAUGCUUUGAUUCUGUGUGCACCCACAACAGUUUCCUAAAAAAUUGCUUGGAAGUACAGGAAGAAAUUAAAGGUAUUUUUUAUAACGCAGCAACUGAAAGCCAGAUAGANACUUUGCAGAAUAUAAAUAUCAUCAAAGAUCCCGUUGUGUGUAAGGAAUGCUUUGAUUCUGUGUGCACCCACAACAGUUUCCUAAAAAAUUGCUUGGAAGUACAGGAAGAAAUUAAAGGUAUUUUUUAUAACGCAGCAACUGAAAGCCAGAUAGAUAUGUCACCAUCUGAAUUAUUCGUUAAGACUGAAAACGAGGACAAAGAAUUCGAUAUCAACGAUAUGGAAAUGUCUAUCAAAGCUGAAAGUAUCGACAUAAAAUCGGAAGAUGAGGAAAGCAGCGACUCGCUACUGCAGAGCUCGGAUAGUGAAUCAUUCGAGAAGAGGGUCCUUAGAGAUGCAGAAGAGGAUGGAUAUAAACAUGAGAAUAAAUCGACACACCAAUGUAAUACGAAGGUCCAGCAGGACCACAAAGGAUUUUACAAAUGUAAUAAAUGUAUUUACAAAACCAAAAGCGAGAGUCGUUUUAUAGCACACCGUACGAGACACCAGAACGAUUCGGAAGCAUAUAAAUGUGAAUCGUGUGAGUAUGAAACUGAAAAUAAAAAAUUUUUUCAGAAACACCGGUUGAGGAAUAAAUAUCCUGUUCCUGGAGGACAAUUGUACAAGUGUGACUUUUGUGAUUUCAAAACAAAGCGGAAGGUUCAAUUGUACGGGUGUAACGACUGUGAUUACGAAACUAAAUACAAGGGUAAUAUGAAACAACACCAACUGAAACAUAGAGAUUCUUCGCAGCGUCAAAUGUUCAAGUGUAACGACUGCGAUUACGAAACUAAAUACAAGGCUGAGAUGAAAGAUCACCAACUGCAACACGAAGAUCCUUCGCUGGUUCAAAUGUACAAGUGUAGCGACUGCGAUUAUGAUACUAAAUACAAGGGUGCUAUGAAACAACACCAACUGAAACAUAAAGAUCCUUCUCAGGUUCAAAUGUACGGGUGCAAGGACUGUGAUUUCGAAACUAAAUACAAAGAGUUUGUUCAAAUCACGGUCACAUCUAGUUUGGUCAAUUUGACCAAACUGAAGUAA
Anoplophora glabripennis (Asian longhorned beetle) is the source of this 1613-nucleotide messenger RNA. Its product is annotated as zinc finger protein 845-like. The transcript is spliced from 7 exons. Gene Ontology annotation, biological process: regulation of transcription by RNA polymerase II. Gene Ontology annotation, cellular component: nucleus. The record is from RefSeq and is a predicted model, not a curated record. Gene Ontology annotation, molecular function: DNA-binding transcription factor activity, RNA polymerase II-specific; zinc ion binding; RNA polymerase II transcription regulatory region sequence-specific DNA binding. Bases 27 to 1613 code for a protein of 528 amino acids. Lineage: Eukaryota; Metazoa; Arthropoda; Insecta; Coleoptera; Cerambycidae.